This is a messenger RNA of Gracilinanus agilis (Agile Gracile Mouse Opossum), 915 nucleotides long. RefSeq names its product SAYSVFN motif domain containing 1 (gene SAYSD1). The record is from RefSeq and is a predicted model, not a curated record. The transcript is spliced from 2 exons. The coding region runs from base 117 to 611 and encodes 164 amino acids. Lineage: Eukaryota; Metazoa; Chordata; Mammalia; Didelphimorphia; Didelphidae.
AAGAGGGCUGAGCAGGAGAACGCGCGCGGGAGAGCCAAGAGAAGUUACGAGGUCACGAGGUCAGGACCCGUCCGCUCUCGGGUCUCGCUGAACCAGCCUCAAAAAGGGCGCGCGCCAUGGAGCAACGUUUGGCGGCGUUCCGGGCCUCCCGGAAGCGAGCCGAGCUGGAGGGAGAGUCCAGCGGCUCGGGGAGGAGUGGAAAAUCAUCCGGAGAAGAUGUAACAGUGGCCUCUACGCCGUCUAGGGCGCAGGAGGCCCCGAGCGAUAGUGCUAAGGAAACAUUUCAGACUCAAAGAAGCCCACUAGAGAAACCAACAGCUAUUUCUGCAUCUCGAUGGGACCAAUCCUUCCUCACUAAUGUUACGUUCUUGAAGGUGAUUCUUUGGCUGGUCUUACUGGGACUAUUUGUGGAACUGGAGUUUGGUCUGGUUUAUUUUGUUCUGUCCCUGUUUUAUUGGAUGUAUGUUGGCACCCGUGGCCCUGGAGAAAAGAAGAAGGGAGAAAAGAGUGCUUACUCUGUGUUCAACCCUGGCUGUGAACCCAUCCAGGGAACCCUGACUGCAGAACAGUUUGAGAGAGAAUUACAAUUCCAGCCCCUGGCUGAUAGAUAGUCCUCAUUCUCCUCAGUUUUCUGCCCCUUGGAUGCUCUUGGACUUAUACUACCUAGCUGCUGGGCCCUGGACUGGAAUUAAUAUGCAGAUCCUCUAGAGACAGUCAGUUGUCCAUGAGAGUUGGCUUUUUGUUCUCUUCUCGGAACUCUUUUCUCCUAUUUAUCCACCCACCCUCCCUUUUCCAUGCCUGCUGUUGUAGCACCAAUGUCUGUUUGCAUUUCCAUCUUUUUUCUGAGAGUCACUAAAAUCCAGUGUUUCAAAUGGUCUGGUGUCAUUUCCAAAAAUUACAUAUUCAAUAAAGAAG